Messenger RNA from Porites lobata, 9587 nucleotides. Lineage: Eukaryota; Metazoa; Cnidaria; Anthozoa; Scleractinia; Poritidae. The record is from the annotation of a GenBank genome assembly.
AUGGAUUUACCGCCGCGAAGCUCCAAUUGGGUAGCGUUCGAGUCCACCUCUCUUCUCGUAAUUGCCAUUACAGCAGUUGCGGGCAAUGUUUUCAUUUGUCUCGCAACAGCAAGAAAUCCUAACCUACGAACGACGACUAAUUUAUGGGUAACGGCCUUAGCUGUUGCGGACUUGGCUCGCUCAUGCAUCACCGCGCCAAUGACUGUCGGAGCUCUUAUUUCUGGUCGCUGGAAUUACGGAACAGUAGGUUGUGUCAUUCAGGGAUUCUUCACGUACUUUCUCACCCUCGUUUCCUUAAUAACCAUGGCGUUUAUGGCCUUGAACCGAUACUGCCGAGUUGUCAAACCAUCACUUUAUUUGAAAAUUUUUACCAAACGACGCUCUAUCGCCUUGUUGUCAGCAUCUUGGUGUUUCUUAGCGCUGACAGUCUCUUUCCCGGUGAUAAUAGGCUGGGCCGAGUUUUCUUUUUAUCCUGGCUACGCCGCCUGCGUUUUGAAAUUCCACACGCCAACUAUGACAAGAACCUUUCUCAUGAUGGACGCUGGGCUGAUCCUCUUCCCUUGCAUGGUUACAAUAGCCGGAUGUUACUUCAAAGUGUUGCGAGCCGUACGCCUACACAACCUUCAGGUUGUAUGUUCACUGCAAAGAUCAUCUCACAGUAAACUUAUAAGCGGAGCGAAUAUAGAAGAAAUACGAGUGACAAAAACGCUCUUCCUCUUAGUUUCCACGUUUGCAAUUUGUUGGAUUCCCGCCUACACUAUCGCAUUUCUGUGCCGUGGAAACCUUGUGAUGAUUUCGUUUCAAGGGACCCUUGCUGUCACGUUUCUCGUGGGGCUCAACUCAGCAUGUAAUCCCUUCAUAUACGGGUACAUGAAUCGCUCCUUUAGAGUAGAGUUUUGGAAGCUUAUUCCUUGCAAAAGGGUGGAAAACCAAGUGGUGCCGCAGUUAGAAAUGGAAAACACUUCACCCCUGUCUUACGUUGGGACGCGGCAUUAACCAUUCGAUCAUCAUCAAAGUUCUCCUUAUGGUAUCGAUGCUUUAUAAAACAAAGCUGGUGAUGAGAAUUAGAGACAUGAUCACAAAGCUUGAAUCUGGUUUUUACUUUAACAACUUCUCCCUAACAACCUCUAAAGGAUGUCUAUAAGAACAACAAUUAGACUUUGAAUUUUGAUGGUAGAGUUUGAAGGAUUAAGACCAUGAAACUAUCUGCUGCUCCGUAUUGUACCACAUCGAAAACUUUUUAAACCCAACAUAGCCUGCUAAAACAGCCGACGCCGCCACUGGUUUCUCCUCGAAAUAGGGUGUUUAUGCAACGACGACGGCGACGGCUACGAAAACGUCACUUAAAAAGUGAGUUUGCGCUGCCUCAAACUUUAUCGCCCUUAUUCCAUCUCGUUUAAUUCGUCAAAUGAUGGCAAAUUUUUUUGGAGUUGAAUUCUAAAGGACUGCAUCAAAGUUCAGGAAAAGAAAAAGAAAGUUGUUCCCGUCCUCAACAAAACGUGAAAUUAACCAGUUUCACGUUGUAGUCGUGCAACGACGGCAGAGAAAUGUACAAAAAAAGCGUGAUGCACGUGCAAACUUCUAAACCUAUUGCUUUUUGCCGUUCUCGUUGCCGUCGCCGUCGUCCUUGCGUAAGCUACCUAAUGAUGCCCGUUGAACGACGGCAGAAAUUCCAUACUGGUGACGGUUUGUUUGAAACCAAUUUCCCUCGUGGUACGACCAAUCAGACGCACUACCCAGAUCUGAGUAGCAACACGCCAUCAGUACUGAAUUUCUGCGCUCGUUCCUCAAACAUCUUUUCGCGGGGAAACCACCGGUGGAGUCACGAAUUGUUGUCUGUUUCAGGCUAAAAUCAACCGCGCUGCAAGUCAAAAAUCGAGAAAUAUUAAAGUUUCGUUUCGUAAACGAUUUAAUUACAACUGGUAUCAUAGAAAAAUAAUGCCAAAGAUGUGUUAUUUGAUGAUCACACGAAAGUACUGCUCAGUAGCUUUCAUUGGAGCUGUCACACCAUAGGAUUUCAUCCUCAGAUUCAAAAGUUAGAACCACCUUGUACAGGAUAAUAAACAGUACCACAGGAACGUACUGCUCAGUAGCUUUCAUUUGAACGAUCACAUAACACCAUGGGAUUUGAUUGGAAGAUUCGAAAGCUAGGAUCGUUCUACAAGUCUACAUAAUUGACUCUGAAAGGGUAAUGAACAGUACCACAGGAAAGUACUGCUCAGUAGCUUUCAUGUGAAUGGUCACACUAUAGGAUUUCAUCCUCAGAUUCAAAAGUUAGAACCACCUUGUACAGCAUAAUAAACAGUACCACAGGAAAGUACUGCUCAGUAGCUUUCAUUUGAAUGGUCACACCAUAGGAUUUUAUCCUCAGAUUCAAAAGUUAGAACCACCGAGUACAGUAAUUUCGUUGUAUUCAGAACCAACUGUGAGUCUUCAGCCUCUUAUAUAUCCUUUUUGCAAGUUUUUUUUCUCUGGAUUUUUUGCUUUGCUGAGGACUAAGAAGGGUUGGCAAAUACUUAGAUAUCACGUAAAUAUUCUGAACGUUUUUCGAAAAAGGAGUGUUAAGUCUUAAUGUUUCGCCAUCCGAGCCUGUCAGUAGUUUUCGGCGGAAACGCUGGUUAUUUUAGUUGCUAGUUGAUUUCAGAAGAAAGUUCAAAUCUUGAGAAUUGUUUCGCUUUACACUACACGAGUGCUUGACUUAACAGGAAACUGCAUGGAAAAUUUUGGACAGAAUUUCAGUCUGAUUCCUGAGUGGAAAGCAAGCUGUGGCUAGCAUUUACUAGCCCCCAAUUUACAACAAAAUCUUAACAAUGCACUUGACAAAAUCCCUGAAAUGUUUGUAAAUUGUAAAUAAAGUUCCUACCAAGUGAGGUUUUUAAUUUACAAAAAGUUCCUUUUUUCAUUUGUAUCCGACUGACUUGGUAAAUACUAAAACAACUAUAUCCCUCAGGGUUGGCGAACAGCGCUAGAUAUAUACCUCGACGCUUCGCGUCUCACCUCUCCUUCGGGGGAUAGUUGUAUAAUACUUUCUUUGUACGCUGGGAAUGUCAAAACUUAACUAGCUCUUUAUCAGAAUCUUCAGUUUCCUGGGUCAGCGCUGAUGACAGUACAUCGUCAGUUGCAGCUGUAAAUUGAGUGUGCUGUCAACUGAGGACGACAUGGCUAAGAAGUGAUGACGUCACAAAAACUGAAUUUUAGAAUUUAUUGGAUUUGAAUGAAAUAAUCAGAAAGAACAAGAUGAAAACUGUCCAUGUACAAAAAUCAGCUGGUUCGAGCAAAUUGGCGCUGCGAUAUAUCCAACGCAGACGACUUAAUAAGAAUACUGGCUUGAAUAAACUGUCGUUUUUGUCUCGCCAUUUUAAAACACGCAAACCUAGGAAAAUGAAAUACUGUUUUUUUAUAACCACCUCCUUAGGUGCAAAAAGUGCACCUGGCUUGAAUCUUACCCUUUGCGAUCCAGAGUAAGAAGGAUUUAUAUGGAGUUAUUAGAGCAUAACGUUGCGUGUAUCUCACAGCCAAUUUGCUCUAACAAGCUGAUUGUUAGCAAAUAGACAGUUUUCUUCUUGCUCUUUGUGAAUAUCUCUGUCAGUGCCAUAAUUUCACAAAUUUAAUUUUUUGUGACAUCGUAUUGAGUCGUCUCCUGUUUGAAAAUCAUUCUGAGGAUGAUUCUAAGUGGACCCAGUGUGAGUAGAAAAGUCUUAGAUAGUGAUGAAUCAAGCUACGUAAUGAACAAAUAUAAAUAUUUUUCGAUUAACUGUAAGCCGAAGAAAAAAACACGUCUAAGCAUGUACGGAUGUAGCGCACAGGAAGCCAUAAAAGUGAUCGCCCUUGAUAGUUUGUUGAUGAUUUGUAAAUACACACGUAAUCCAUAGGGGUGAAAUCUAUCACGCAAAAAUUUCAACGUGGUAAAGCAAGCUGGACUGAUUGCCGAGAACUCUGAAACGACUCUAGAUUUCCCCGACUUUCUCAGCGUUUGACUCGUGAAGUUGUUUCGAAGUGAAAAUGAGUCCAAGAGAUUUACUAUCAAACAUUGAUCCGUGUACAUGACAAACGUGACUAGUAAUUAUUUGAUGAUAUACGCUGACACAAAUAUCUUUAAUUAUUCAAUACGUGCCUUUUCUUAAUAAAAAAAAAUUAAUGCUAAGAUAAUCGUUUAACCCAUUCACCACCGGUACAGUCUCAGCAAUGCGUUGCGGCUCCAGGCAACGGGCGGGUGCUGCCACGUUUCUCUUGUUUGUAUGUUAGAAAGAUUUAGGGGAAUUUUUUCCUUUGCUUGUCGAUUAUUUUCCUUAUAUUUUCACAAACAUAUAAGUAUAUCCAUGUCACUAUUAACCCUAGAAUUAUUUUCGACAUUUUUUCAGUAUAUGCUGGUUUCAUAAUUUCAGAUAUUGUCUACUUGAAUCUAACGUUUUCUGUUUGCCGGGAACGUUUUUCUAGGGCCCUUUAGAUCCUGACAGAAAACAGCAACACUACUGGUGUACCUUAUAGUUGGUAGUUUUUUUUGUUUAAUAUAACAUGACGAACAUGAAAUUUGAGUCUGUUGUUUGCCGUUCGAGUAUUUUGGGUCCUAUGUAUUGUUUAAUGCAGCAAUUGCCAUUAAAAGGCAAAUUUAAAAUAUUCACUACCAUACCUUAAAAUUGACGUGAUUCCAUCACGCAUCAAAUCGAAAACUUUAUUAACUGAGCAGGCUUCUCGUUUGUAACUACAGAAAGAGGCGUGGACAUUAUUUUUCAAUCAUUUCACUUAAUAAAAGUAACGCGAUCCUGAAAAUGCUGAACGCUUAAAAAAACGCGAAAAAUAUUUUUACUAUAUGUAAAAAAGCAUGGACAUAUCAGCCUUUACAAUAAGAUCUUUAAACAGAACGAAUGGAUGCUAAUCGGUUGUCAAGAAAUAUGACUUUUAUGACACCCUUUGGACAUGAAGCGCUUUUAUGACGUCGAGUGAUUCCUGCCUAUCAAAAAUAUUGCAUCGGAUGAUGUGUGCCCCCAGAUGCCAUUUUUAUCCUGAACAGGACUCAGCGUUAAGACGUAUAAUCGUGUGGAUUCGCAGGUAAGUGAGAAAAUGAUUCUCUUUAGCUUUUUUCACUCCUUCUGAAGGCGGCCAAAGGCAAAAUUUCAUGAGAAAUGUCCAAAUUUCGCUCUGUAAAAAACUGACAAAUAAAUGGUAUCACGUACAAGCGAUGCCAAAGAGGUUACAGUUAAAUACUUCUCCAAAAGCUAGAUGAAAAGAUGUUACCAACACUGGACAUUGCAACUGUUACAAAAGAACGAAACAUAUAUUAUCUGAAUUUGGAUUAAAAUGUUGGAAAUGGCAUUGAAAAAGUGUGAACCCCCGUUGAUGCAAAAUCACAAACAUAAGAGAUCACAACAAUAUUUUGAACUAUUUAUUUCACAAAAGACAAAGUGCAUUAAGAAACGAGUCAAAAAGGCGGCUUUCACGACUCUGCGUUUAGCUGCAGGAUUGAUGGAUUUAAACCACGGAGAUGAUAAACUGUACGGUUAACAAUACUAUCAUAAUUACUUUUGCCUUUCAAUGUGUAUGCGAUUUAAAGGAAAAGCCUUAAAUAUACAGUUCACCUUUCGGUUCAUUUCGCUUAAAAGCCGGCUUCAGGCGAUUCAGUCUAUUAUCGAGAACCUAUGAUACAUGAACAAAUAACACUUUAAAUUUUUAGCCGGCUUCUACCUUUGAUAUGUUUCCAAGAAAUGGUUGAAUUUCCUCGCGUUUAACGGGGAGAUACCUUCUUUCCUCAACACUGAAAGUCGUUUCAAGACAUUCGCAACGACAACAACAACACAUAUUUCGUUUAGGUAUAUAGUGUUUUCUCUUAACGACUAAAGUGUACGCAAGUUUUAAGCUUUUAACUCCAGGCAAGUUAAUUACUUGGUAUUUCGUAAGACCCUUUGUUAUAAAUUGAAGUUUACUAAAUGUUUUUCGAUUACAGACCCCGAAAUCGAAAGAAGAAAAAUUGAACUCAUAACCUGCGUCCUAUUAGCUUAAUGGCAUACACAGUUAUUUUGAACAUCCUGCCGAGUUUUUAAUUAAUUUCUUGGUUUAAAAUGAUCCUACUUAAUUGAAAUAAGUGGGAAAAGAUCAAAAAAAGGAAAAUAGAAAUUUCCCGACCAUAUGCGCACGUAUUCGUUCAUUGAAGCGCAAGGAAGCAGGUUUAAGCUGCGGCCAUAUCAAAUAAAUACUACUUCUUGUGCAUGUUAUUCCUUAGACCAUAAGUUAAAUACUAAAUCUUGAAAAGACAUAUUUAAACUUUAAAGAAUGACAUUUCGAUCCGUACCAACCUUCUCCUUGAGUUAAAAGUAAUUUUUUUAUUGCUGUCGGUUAGCGAUUUUUAUUUGUUUUUCAUGAACCAAUUGAAGACAGCUGUCGAAUAAAAAAACAAAUACGAUCUGCGAAAUAAGGUUUUUUUCAGAUAAACUAAGCAAAUACUAUGGAUACAACUGUCAUCUUCGAUUCCAUAAAAAUGUAUUCUUGCUAAUCUCACUGAAGACAAUUAUCCCUUUUUUUCAGUAUCAGUUUAGUAGUUCCAGCGGGGCCAUUUCCUAUGAAACAGUUUUGAACAAAAUUAACAGCGCAGGAAGGCAAUCUCGUGUUUGUUCAGGUCCAUUUCCACCAUGCCUGUCAAAGUUUAAUGGUUUAACUAUCAUUUCGUUUUCCUCAUUUUGAUGCCGUUUCACUCCAAACAACUGUUAGUAUUUCGUUUGACUUUUGAGUGUGGAUCUUCAUGCUCUACCAGUCUCUAUAAACCAUCUCUGUUUUUGAACUACCAGUUGUCAGAAACAAAUCAUCAUCAUCGGGGAUGUUUCACUUGCAAAUUGGUUCUAGCAUUACUGAGACUUAAUUACUGACGAGAUCAAGCAAAACUAAUUACGAGAGAAUGGCAAUGUGACUAACAAUAGACGACAGGUUAACUGUGACAAUAGACGGAUUCAUAACCAAUAGCAUCACGGCGUAACUGGCAGACGACCAAUAAAAUCGCGACAUAAUUGACCAAUCAGAUCAAUAACCGGAGUAUAAUAUUAUCAACUGACGUGAUGCAACUCACGUUGACUCUGAAGAUGACUACCGCACAGGUUGUCGAAACGUCAGUCACUGUCAACAACAACAGUCCUAUUCAGGACUACGUUCACCCGGACGAUCAAACUCCCCCUACUUUUGAUUACUGAGUCUGUGGACGAGAUCCGUCAAUGUGGCCAUGACAGUACUAUAUGCUCCUCCUCAUCGGCAUUUAUCAAGUGUUAUCAUCAAAACUGGCGAUUUUGCUUAAGCCCUUUCGAUCUACUUAUAGUAAUAAAUAAUGUAGUCUUGAGCUUGAUCCCUAUAAAUGAAACCGGCCUGCGGUCGGUGUGAUCAUUCAAACCUGACCUCUUUGGCAGUUAACUUUCACAUGGUAUUAACAGUUUGUCGGUAUUUUGCAAAAUGAAGUUUGGGAAUUUUGUUGAAUGUUGUUGUUGACCUCAGUUUUAGGAAAGGAGUUAAUGUUAACCGUCGGCAUGAUUCCUGACAGGCCAUGGUGUUGUGUUGUCAGUUAUGGACGGUCGUACAGGGGCUCUCUGGCACGGUUGACGGACCAAAAAAGUAACUAAUCACGAAUCACAGACAUCAAACUUUCAUUUCAGUUUCGAGUCACAUAAUCAACAUGUAAAGUACCGUUUUUUAUGUUGUGCUUACGCAAAAAGAAAAGUGGUAAAAGAGUUCCUAAAAAACAUCUCGAAAGUGGCGAAAAGAAAAAGCAAGACUACAAAUAGCAACUUACAAAAAUUCAUCAAUUUCAUUUAAUGCUUUCACUUUCUUUAUUUUUCUUCCGGAGUUCUCGAAACUAAGAAUCAGGGAGAAAUAAGAAAUAAAAUCACUAAUAUCGAUUAUUAAUUCGAGCUUUUCUCUGGGCACAGACAACCAUUUGGUCACGGAACACCACCACUGAAUUCACGAUUCACGAAAAACAAUAAUCACGUAUCACGAAAGUACUCCUGUACGACCCUCUUUAUAGGUUUGAAAAGCUGAGUGAAGCUGAACAAUUUAAACACGGUGCAACGAAUCAAAGAAAUAUGUUUUUAUACCAUAGCCGUGUGUCUAGGUUGACUGGUUGGCUAUCCAUGUUUGUUUGUAUUUUUGACAACUUCGUUGCUUGCAGGUGAAAAUUCUAACGACUACUAGUAAAAGAGGCUUCGGCUGAAUUUAGUUUUAAGCGUUAUUUGGCAAAACCGGUUGCGUUAAGAUCUCUAACAUCUUAAUAAUUAAUUUUAAAAAUUGUCAGAAUGACUACUGAACAACUCAAAAUAGGCGUGGUUUUGAAAACAGCAACAGGCUCUACCAACAUGUAUAAAAUUUCUCUUUAAUGCAUAAUUGUUGAUAGUCUUAUUCUUGCGUAAACCUUUUUUUUCUGUUAGAUAUUGCUUGCGCAAAAAAGGUUCAGUAUUUAUUGUUGUGCGGGUGAUAUAUAUAUCUCGUUUUCAUCUAGACCGUUCAAUUAAAAUUCUAGGAUCUUUUUAUUUGCCACAGAUUUUUCUACAAUUCAAACACCAGUUUUCUACCAAGAUCAAAGAUAAGCCCUCAUGGCUAGUGGCGAGGACAUCACUCUCUUAACACUGUUCUCGAUCCUGGAGAUAAUCUGUCUUUCGUUCAACGUCAUCGUCUGUGUAGCCAUUUAUCGGAGCAAGUCCCUGAAAAUACCAAUGAACAACCUGAUAUUUCACCUGGCAAUCUCGGAUUUUGUAAUCGGUCUGUUUAUCCUACCUCGACAUGUGUUUAGUGCGGCGUUUCGACAUCCGGUUGGCGUCGCUGGAGACUACCUUUGCAAGUUUAUCACGGGUAGUGGAAUUCUUUGGACUUGCUCCACAGCAUCUGGGUUUCUGCUUAUCGCCAUCGCUGUUGAACGCUUUAUGUCACUUAGAAUUCAGAAUCAGGGAAAGGAAAUUACUACUGCGCGGCUUAAUCGAGUGGUCGCAUUUUGUUGGAUUACAGCCUUAUUGGCGAAUUUACCAACGCUGAUUGUGUUUAGUUAUGAUGAACAAACGGACUUCUGCCAUGAAAAGUGGCCGACAUGGGUCUCUCCAAAAGCUUACGUUGCGUGUAUUUUUCUUUUUGGUAUAAGUUCAGUUUUGGUUAUGUUUGUUCUGUACACUCAAGUGAUAUAUACACUUUGGAACAGGCAAAGACGGGCGACAGAAAUUUCCCAGGCGGCGCGAAUUCGCGCGAGAAAAAAUAUCACAAAGUUACUGGUUCUAGUAACCUUUAUUCAUACAGUUUGUCGUUUACCCAACUACACCAUUUAUUUACUGGCAUACUAUGCGCCGUCGGUCAGCUAUGGAUCAAACGUUUACAAUUUAACCGUGUUGCUGAUCCUUCUGAAUUCCACACUACAUCCGUUUAUGCUCUUCUCGAAUGUGCAGGGAUUCACACGGCCAUUGUUUGUAUCGUUCUUCUGUUGCCGUGAUAACAGAGUCGUUGUCGAGCCAGAGAGCGAGCACAUAAGUUUGCAAGCUGUACGACCGUCAGUGUUUCUUUUACGUGACACAGAAACUGGUUUGAUGUCCAGACCUUUGGCACUCCCCAGCCGGCCGCACAGCAGUUCGUGA